Messenger RNA from Neohortaea acidophila, 2181 nucleotides. RefSeq lists its product as uncharacterized. Gene Ontology annotation, molecular function: L-glutamate N-acetyltransferase activity, acting on acetyl-CoA as donor; arginine binding. The record is from RefSeq and is a predicted model, not a curated record. Gene Ontology annotation, cellular component: mitochondrial matrix. The transcript has a single exon. Gene Ontology annotation, biological process: L-arginine biosynthetic process. Lineage: Eukaryota; Fungi; Ascomycota; Dothideomycetes; Mycosphaerellales; Teratosphaeriaceae. Bases 276 to 2156 code for a protein of 626 amino acids.
GACAGCGCUACAGUCUGUUGUGAUGUUUGUCCCGGUCACAUUUGUUGACCUUUGACUUCCACGCAUCGGCGAGUGUGGGGGAAGGCACGACGCCGUUGUGCACGAAAGUACCAAGCUCGCUGCAGGGUCCCACCCACUCCACCGUUAUCUUGGUGUGAAUCAUUCACGUUGUUUCGUCCUUUUACCCCUCCAACUGCGUGGCCCGCCUUCUUCGGCAUCCUGCCACCCUGACACCGACCAUCGACUUGCCACUCUCCCGCUCUGGACUAUGGAAAAUGACUAUCUCUACGUUGGCGUUUGGAAAGGCAAACGCAGCCGGGAAUCUUAAGCUAUACAGUCGUGCAACCCGCUUCUAUUCUACGGCGCCUGCGACAAAUCCCAGUGCAAAAUCAAACAAUGGCCCGGCCGCUGCUGCUGCCACUCAACGCGAACUAUUCAUGCACGUUCUGGAUGCGAAUGCCACAAAGCGAGAUGCUAAGCAGUAUCUCUCCCAAUUCAAAAAUACCGGUCAGAGCCCUCGUGCCGAACAGGAGCGAUUGCGUCGGAAAAGUCUCUACGGUCCAGCUCGGGCGAUUGCAGAGAGUCCCAAAUUCGUUCGCGAGGAGGAGGAAAGAGCCGAAGUCGUUGCUACUCCGCAGACUGUACAUGUCGCACUAGUAUUGCUGCGCACUCCGGAAAAGCUUGACGAUGCUACCUUCGACGGAGUAGCCAAGACUCUCUCAGAAUUGGUCAAGCUGGACAUGCGAGUGCUGGUGGUGAUUGACUCUACGCUAUCUGGUGAUGACAAGGCAUCAGCUCAGCGAAUCGCCACUUCGUUCGCCGAGCAAGGCCACCGGCUGAUACAGGCGAUCGCGAAACACGGCAGCAAAGGAGCUCGCCUUGUGCAGGGGGCUUUUGAGUCGAUCGAUGGCUCAAGCAAACACCAGGUUGUAGUUGGUGUUCCACAGCUCCUACUUGAUCCCUUGCAUCGCUCCGUCAUUCCCAUUGUCCCGACGCUGGCAUAUACGCCUUCCGGCCAACAGCUACCAUCCAUUGCUGCCGACAUUAUGCUAGCUUUGACACGCCUCCUCACUGGGCACUCAGACUUCCAAUUGAGUAAUGCCGGCACCUCACUGGAUCGAAUACUUGUGCUCGAUGAAGUAGGCGGAAUUCCCAGCAGAUAUCGAGAAGGUGAGGCGCACAUCUUCAUCAACCUCAGCCAGGAGUAUGACGAUAUUCAGCGAGAGUUGGCGGAGUACAGCAACGAGACCAACGGUCACCACAGGGUACCCGCCCAUGAGCGACAUGCACAAAAUCUGGACAUGCUGCAGGACUGUCUGGCAUUAUUACCAUCGGCAUCAUCGGCACUCAUCAUCACUCCCCAAGAGGCAGCCAACUCCUCUCAGGCCGCAGGUAGAGCGGCAGACCCGAUCGGCACUGGGACACGGCGACAAAAGAACACCAUUAUCCACAAUCUCCUGACCAACAAGCCAGCGCUGUCGCCAUCUCUGCCGGCCUCGCGGCUGCCGUCCAAAACUCCUGUCGGUGGCAAUACACGUGCCCCUCCUAGGUCGACGUUGGUCAAACGGGGCAUGCCACUCGCCAUCAUUCCGGAUGUCGAUCGAGGCCAAGGCUGGAUGAAGCCCUCAUCUGGCCAAUCAUCCCUGGACAUCGGCACCGAUGCACAGGUCGACCUCCCCCGACUCGUCCAUCUGAUUGAAGACUCAUUCCGCCGCAAGCUGGAUGUGCAGCACUACCUUUCUCGUAUCCAUGGUCGGACCGCAGGUCUCAUCAUUGCGGGUGCAUACGAAGGCGGUGCCAUUCUGACAUGGGAGCAGCCCCCGGGCACAUCAGACCCGGCACGACUCGUACCCUAUCUGGACAAAUUCGCGGUGCUUUCGAGCUCUCAGGGCUCGGCAGGCGUAGCGGACAUCCUCUUUCAAGCAAUGGUGCGCACUGGCUUCCCUCAAGGCGUGUGCUGGCGCAGUCGAAAAGACAACCCCGUGAACAAGUGGUAUAUUGAGCGCGCAGAUGGGCAUUGGCAGAUUCCCGGGACGAAUUGGACCAUGUUCUGGACGGGAGAGGGGGUGGUGGAGAAUCAGGAGCGGUGGGAAGAUUACGUCGGUGUAUGCCGCAGUAUUCAGGCGAGCUGGGCGGAUGUCAAAGCACCUGACUGAAGGGAGAUGGUACACUACGUCUAUU